Annulohypoxylon truncatum is the source of this 1361-nucleotide messenger RNA. RefSeq names its product NAD(P)-binding protein. NCBI's taxonomy places the organism in Eukaryota, Fungi, Ascomycota, Sordariomycetes, Xylariales, Hypoxylaceae. Bases 115 to 1182 code for a protein of 355 amino acids. Gene Ontology annotation, molecular function: oxidoreductase activity, acting on the CH-CH group of donors, NAD or NADP as acceptor. The record is from RefSeq and is a predicted model, not a curated record. The transcript has a single exon.
ACCAGUUUCUCUAUAGCUUGUGCGACUCAAGUUAUAUACCUGCCUAAGUAUCGAGUAUGUAGGAGUAAGGAAAUUCAAGAUAUAUCCCCCAGUAACUCCCUUGAAUCAACAGCAAUGACCUCAUCGACGCCCCGUACCACCAAGCAGUGGAUCCUCGCUUCGAAGCCCGUCGCCGCUCCGGUGCUCUCGGGACCUGAUGCGACAUUUAAACUGGAGACCGUCACGCUACCAGCACUAAAGGAGGGCCAGCUCCUGGCCAAGGUGAAAUACUUCUCCAACGACACGGGCCUGCGAAACUUCAUCCAGAGCACCGUCGCGCCCGAGCGCUUCUACGUGCCCACCGUUCCCUUGGGCUCCCCCAUGCGAUCCGGCAUCAUCGCAGAGAUUAUCGAGUCGAAGUCCCCGAAGUUCAAAGCCGGAGAUCUGGUUCUGGACUUCCACUUGGGCCAAUGGAGCGAGUUGGUCGUGCUGGAGGCGGAAACCUCCCAGCCCCUGACGCCGCUACCGAACAACCUCCCGCUAACGCAUUACCUCGGUGCUUUCGGUGCGUCGGGGCUAGCUGCGUAUACCGGCUUGGUCUAUGCAGGAGGUGCUAAGGCCGGGGACACCAUCGUGAUCUCUGCGGCUGCAGGCGCCACGGGAUCCAUGGCUGUACAGAUCGCGGUGAAACUGCUAGGUGCGAAGCGCGUGGUCGGCAUCGCCGGGUCGGACGAAAAGUGCGCCUGGGUGCGCGACCAGCUAGGCGCGCACGCGUGCGUCAACUACAAGAGCCCGACAUUCGUGGAGGACCUGAAGGCCGCGACGCCGGACGAGGUCGACGUGUACUUCGACAACGUAGGGGGCCACGUGCUGGACGCUAUGCUUACGCGAGUGAAGAGGCACGGGACGAUCGCCGUGUGCGGUGCGGUCUCCGCGUAUAACUCGGGCGAGCCGAUGGCGCUGGCGAAUUGGUUCGAGUUGAUCUCCGGCCGGAUCACCAUCCGCGGCUUCAUCAUGCUGGAUUACAUGGACAAGGCGCCCGCCAUCCUGAAGGAGCUUAUCGGGGCCGCGGCCGACGGCAAGAUAAAGCUGGGCGAGGGCGAGACGGUUGUGGAAGCGAAGAUCGAGGAGCAGCCUGAGAUAUGGAUGCGGUUGUUCAAGGGUGGCAACCAGGGGAAACUGCUGACCAAACUGAUUAUCUAGAAAACGAAGUUUUCUUUCACUUACCUGGGCGGUUACAAGCCAGUGGCUGGACUUGCUAAGCGGUUAGCACUAUUAAUAAACGUAAUAUGUGAUCGUACUGGGGUAUAUAAGCGGACCGUGCUACCUUGCGAUCUUUGUCAGUGAUAUUUCAAAUUUUCUAACUACCUGGGUAUAUGAAU